Arachis stenosperma is the source of this 1481-nucleotide messenger RNA. RefSeq lists its product as uncharacterized. The record is from RefSeq and is a predicted model, not a curated record. Lineage: Eukaryota; Viridiplantae; Streptophyta; Magnoliopsida; Fabales; Fabaceae. Bases 331 to 1317 code for a protein of 328 amino acids. The transcript has a single exon. Gene Ontology annotation, cellular component: membrane.
GAUUUUUAUUGUUCUCUCUCUCUGUCUCUCUGUUCUUGAACUGAGCGAGUUCUUGUUCUUCCACCAUUUCCUGCUGCAUAAAGACAACAAUGCUGAACCAAUCUUUGGUCAUUUUCUGCUCUGUAAAACUGUAAAGUUUUCAACUUUUUCCCUUCUCUUGCUUCAUCCUUUGUUUGUAUUAGCUCUCUGCCUCUUCUUUCGAUGUCAGAUUCUUCUUUUUUCAUUAUCAUUAUUGGCAUUGUUUAGGGUCCAUUUUAGUGCUCAGAUUCCAGCAUUGGGGGUUGGGGUUUUUGGUUCAAUUGUGAAAACUGUAACUGAAAUGAGAUCUUGAUGAGGGUCAUAACCAGUUUCAUUUCAGUGUUCUUCACAUUCUCAUUCCUUCUCUUGAUUCCACUCUCAACCCCUCAAGUUCUUCAUGAUUCGUCUAGCAGCAACAAUGUAGCAACAAUUUCACCAAGAACCCUUGAUGCAAUUCUUCAAGAUUGUGCCUUUAAGGCACUAAUUAAGCCAAAAACUGGGACACCCUACGAUGCACAAGUCCCCAAGAAUCUCUCUGGGGUUAGUGUCUCAGCAUUGAGGCUAAGAAGUGGUAGUUUGAGGAAUAGAGGCUUCAAAUCCUACAAAGAAUUUCAGAUCCCAAUUGGGGUUCUUGAACAACCCUAUGUUAAAAGGCUUGUCUUGGUUUACCACAAUUUGGGAAAUUUAUCUGAAAAUUUUUACCCUUUACCUGGUUACUCAUAUUUGGCACCAGUUCUCGGCCUUUUAGCUUAUAGUGGUGCCAAUUUAACAGGUCAAGAUUUGCCUGAACUCAAUUUAGUUACUUCUGAUAACUCAAUUUUGAUUAACUUCAAGGAUGUGAAGAAAUUUCCCAUUGGUUUGGUUCCAAAAUGUGUGUUCUUUGAUCUACAUGGUUCAGUUCAGUUUGAUAUUUUGUUACCUGGAAAUGUUUGUUUCACAACAGAACAAGGGCACUUCUCAAUUGUUGUUGAGAGCAGCAAGAUUGCACCUUCACCGGAACCGGCUGCUGUCGCCGCUAACUUUGGCGACGAACACAAUCAUCAUCAUGGUGGGAACAAGGACAUGUCUAAGGUUUGGAUCAUUGUUGCAUCUGUGUUUGGAGGGUGCAUUGUGUUCAUCAUAUUGAGUUUGUUGAUUGUUAGAGUUAAGAGAGCAAAGAGGAGCAUGAGGAUUCAGCAAUUGGAAUUUGCAGCUGAGAGCGAUGAAACUUUGCAUAUGGCAUCAAUUGGUGGAACUAAAGCACCAUUGGCUGUGGGAACUAGAACAAGGCCAAUGAUUGAAAAUGAUUACAUUCCUUAGUUGAUUUUUGUAACUUUUUAGUGUCACAUUCCUUUGUAGAAUCAUAAAAUUUUUACCUUCAUUGCAACCAUUGAUUUCUCAUUGUUCAUAGUGAGUUCAGAUGUUUUAGGAUCUCAGUUUGCUUGGUUUUAUCAAUUAGUAUUGAUUGGUUUGAAUCUCAUAAU